AAAAUUAUCACCGAAAACGGCCCACCUUUUACAAGCUAUGAGAUUCAGAAGUUUAUGAAUGAUAAUAAGAUCCAUCAUCAUAAGAUAACACCACUCUGGCCUCAAGGCAAUGCAGAGGCUGAGAACUUCAUGAAACCUUUGAAGAAAUGCAUCCAAGCUGCUCAUGUUGAUCAUAAAAACUGGCGCAAAGAAAUGUAUCAAUUCUUAUUAAACUACAGAUCCACUCCACAUUCAACAACUACGGUUCCACCAGCUAUUGCUAUGUUUGGACGUUCCAUUUGCAAUAAGUUACCGUCAGUUACUGAAACACUCCCGGACAUGAAGUAUAUCAACGAAACAAUAGAUACCGCUGAUCAGAAUACCAAGUGUAAACGCAAUGAAUAUGCUGACAAACGACGACAUGCUCGAAUACCUCAACUCGCUGUUGGAGAUUGUGUUUUAGUGCGGCAAGAGAAACAGAAUAAGUUGACACCACAUUUUGACCCAAAUCCAUAUACCAUAACAGCUGUAAAAGGAACCAUGAUUACGGCUACGAGAGCUGGUCAUUGCAUAACUCGGAACAGUUCACAUUUCAAGUUAUUCACGGGAGGUGCUACAAAUCAAGGGAGAAACAAAUGA
Paramuricea clavata is the source of this 618-nucleotide messenger RNA. The record is from the annotation of a GenBank genome assembly. Lineage: Eukaryota; Metazoa; Cnidaria; Anthozoa; Malacalcyonacea; Plexauridae.